This is a messenger RNA of Alternaria postmessia, 720 nucleotides long. RefSeq lists its product as uncharacterized. The record is from RefSeq and is a predicted model, not a curated record. NCBI's taxonomy places the organism in Eukaryota, Fungi, Ascomycota, Dothideomycetes, Pleosporales, Pleosporaceae. Gene Ontology annotation, cellular component: nucleus. The coding region runs from base 1 to 720 and encodes 239 amino acids. Gene Ontology annotation, molecular function: RNA cap trimethylguanosine synthase activity. The transcript has 4 exons. Gene Ontology annotation, biological process: 7-methylguanosine cap hypermethylation; 7-methylguanosine RNA capping.
AUGAGUGAAAAACCGGAUGAGAAAGGCGUGGACCAGUGGUCGCGUGUCGAGCAAUUUCCUGAACACUUAAAGAAGUACUGGCAUCAACGGUUCAAGAUCUGGGAAAAGUACGACCAAGGCAUAUGGAUGACUGAAGACGCAUGGUUCGGCGUGACUCUAGAACCCAUCGCCAACAAGAUCGCAGCCCACAUCGCAGAGUCUGCGCCCAAGGAUAAGACCGUCAUUGUCGACGCGUUUGCGGGUGUCGGUGGUAAUGCCAUAGCAUUAGCGCGUUCAGGUCGCUGGGAACGCGUCUUCGCCAUCGAGAAAGACGCCAAGACCUUGAAGUGCGCAAAGCACAAUGCUGAGAUCUAUGGUGUGAGCAAUAAGAUCUUUUGGCUCAACGCAGAUUGCUUCACUGCCAUUAACAGAUUCUCUGGACAGAGCAAUGUUGUCGUGUUCGCUAGCCCGCCAUGGGGAGGAACCGAAUACGGUGCGGAAGAUAUCUUUGAUCUUAGUAAGAUGGAGCCAUACAACCUGGAAACACUCUACAAGAGCUUUACGAAGAUAAGCAAAGAAGUUGUUCUGUAUCUGCCGAGAACGUCCGAUCUUAAUCAGAUUGCGAGAUAUGGACAAGAUGGGAAGAAGUUGGAGGUUGCUCAUUAUACUGUGAUGGGUGCUAGUAAGGCACUUUGUGUGUAUUUUGGCAAUUUUGACUUUGAGAUGGAGCAGGAAUCAUAG